AUGACUUGUCUCAGCAAAUUUGCCCGUUUGGCUCGAUCAGUGACACGAAAUCGGUCCGCCAUGCAACAACUGGCUAUCCCUCAAUCCGCACCGCCUCCAUCAUUGGGUGCUGGGGCAAGUGAUGGUCUGGGUCAUGCAAAUCGUCUACUGGCACCCAACGCGUCCGGAUUUGCCGGCAAACUGGGCUUGAGUUCCGGGACCAGUGGAUUGUCUGGGAUGCAAAAUUUCAACACGAGCACAAGCAGUUUUCGUUUGUACGAUUCAACCCGCUCGGAUCCGGAACGCGGUGUUCUGAAUACGUCCACUUGGCUCGACCUGGUACCUCCGUACAAACAAGAAGCCCCCAAAACUCCUCCUCACAUCAUACUUCAUUAUGUGGCCUUCAAAACCACCUGGGACUGGAUUAUCCUCUUUCUGACCGGCUACACCGCAGUUAUGGUUCCGUUCAAUGCAGCAUUCAAGAGCAAGACAAUGGAUGAUGUCAGUUUCUUGGUGGUCGACAGUAUUGUGGAUGUGAUCUUUUUUAUUGAUAUAGUAUUAAACUUCCAUACAACUUUUGUCGGACCGAACGGUGAAGUGAUCUCCGACGCCACAAUUAUUCGCAUCAAUUAUUUGAAAGGAUGGUUCAUUGUCGAUUUGCUAUCCUGUCUCCCAUACGAUGUUUUCAAUGCAUUUCAACCUGAAGCAACUCAGGUGAGUUAUUCUCGAGUUUUGGCGGGCAAUUAG
Messenger RNA from Echinostoma caproni, 726 nucleotides. The record is from the annotation of a GenBank genome assembly. NCBI's taxonomy places the organism in Eukaryota, Metazoa, Platyhelminthes, Trematoda, Plagiorchiida, Echinostomatidae.